Messenger RNA from Bufo gargarizans (Asiatic toad), 4539 nucleotides. It is a transcript of the gene CHPF, whose product is annotated as chondroitin polymerizing factor. The transcript has 4 exons. The coding region runs from base 504 to 2801 and encodes 765 amino acids. Gene Ontology annotation, molecular function: glucuronosyl-N-acetylgalactosaminyl-proteoglycan 4-beta-N-acetylgalactosaminyltransferase activity. Lineage: Eukaryota; Metazoa; Chordata; Amphibia; Anura; Bufonidae. The record is from RefSeq and is a predicted model, not a curated record. Gene Ontology annotation, cellular component: Golgi cisterna membrane.
CGUCAGGGGGCUGCUGGGAGCUUGUUAUUAGAGGAGGAGGAAGAGGAGUGAAUGGGACGCGGGCUGCGGGCUCUGGAGGGGGUGAGGCUGCCUGGAAGGAGGGUAUACGGCGUUGUGAGGAGAGCCCCCUGAAAAGUGACUGGGCCGUGUGCCCGGAGACCUGAAGCCCCCUCCUCCUCCCUGGAUACUGUAUCACAGCCUCCUCCUUACCUGUGGUCAGAGGUCUCCUUUAUGUCCUCCUUCCACUCCUAGCCUUUGGUUUCUCCUAUACUUAAUCUUUUGUAUCCCCCUCCUUAUGCUCUGGUUACUUUGUAUCUAGAUCACCCCCAUUUUCUUCUACUACUGACUCAUUUUCCCCACAUCACCUAUUCUGUCACACAUCCCUCCCUCCUCGACUGAAAAGUUUUGGGGGCUCCUCUGCUGGCGAUGACCUUGGCACACUGAGGGGGGCUCCUAUAGACGUGCAGUCCAGUGCCCCCCAAUCUCCUGGUGUCUUGGCGGAAAUGAGACUAUCCAUGGUGUUGUCCUUGCUGCGGCCGGUGGGCCCUGUGGUGGUGGGCAUCUCGCUGGGCUUCACGCUCAGUUUGCUUAGUGUCACCUGGGUGGAAGAACCUUGUGGAAGUGGCCCAAGACUACCUAGUAGGCAAGAACUUAAAGAUUCCGGGCGCGAUGUGAGCAGCGUGUGGAAGCCCGUGUCUGUCCCUGCCGGUAUGGACAACAAUGAGAACUUCGAGCCCAAGAUCAUCCCGUACAAUCCUCCAGACCCCCAGAAGGUGCAGAAGAAACCCGUCCGGUCUCGCUACAUCAGCACAGAACUUGGCAUCAGAGAGCAGCUCUUUGUUGGCGUCCUGACCUCCAAGACCACCCUGAACACCCUGGCCGUAGCAGUCAACCGGACCCUAGGCCACCGGCUGGAUAGGCUGGUCUACUUCACGGGCAUGCGUGGCCGAAAGCUCCCUCACGGCAUGACGGUGGUGACCCAUGGAGAUGACCGGCCUAUCUGGAACAUGUACCAGACGAUGAAGCAUCUGCUGGAUCACUACAUCCAAGAGUACGACUGGUUCUACCUGGUGCAGGACGACACUUACACUGAGGCUCAUCGGAUUUCCAAACUCGCCGCCCAUCUGAGCAUCGAUGCCGACUUGUACCUGGGCCGGCCUGAGGAGUUCAUCGGCGGUGACACCGAGGGGAGGUACUGCUACGGAGGAUUCGGCUAUCUCCUUUCCAGAAGUCUUCUGAAAAAGCUGCAGCCGCAUUUGGAAAGCUGCCGCAACGAUAUCCUGAGCGCCAGACCCGACGAGUGGCUCGGGAGAUGCAUCAUCGAUUACACCCACGUCAACUGCGUCGAGGUGCACGAGGGAAUUCGGUAUCGUUACUUUGAACUUGGGAAGAACGUGGACCCUGAAAAGGAGAGUGACCCCCGCUUUAAGGUCGCCUUCACCGCCCACCCGGUCCUGGAUCCGGUGCAGAUGUAUCGUCUACAUAAGCACUUUGCUCAGCUGGAACUGGAGAAGACUUACCAAGAAAUGGAGCAGCUACAGCGAGAGGUCCAGAACAUAAGCAGCCUGACAGUAGAGGGAGAGCAGUCUGCCAUGUGGCCUCUAGGAAUCAACCCUCCAUUCAAGCCCAGGACACGCUUCGAAGUCCUGAAGUGGGAUUACUUCACUGAAGACCAGACCUUCUCUUGUAUUGACGACGCUCCGAAGUGUGAGCUGAUCGGGGCUGACCUCGCCGACGUGACCGAUGUCAUCAGCACAGCCAUUGACGAGUUAAACCGCAAAUACCAGCCGGUGUUGCACGUACGUAAACAGCAGCUCCUGAAUGGCUACCGGCGUUUUGACCCAACACGAGGCAUGGAAUACACGUUGGAUCUCCAGUUGGAGCUGGUGACUCAGAAGGGUCACAGCCGCUCCAUUACCAAGAGGGUCCAUCUGGUCCGUCCGCUUAGCGAGGUAGAGAUCAUCCCCAUGCCGUAUGUGACUGAAGCCAGCCGCAUCAACAUUAUCCUACCCCUGACGGCGCAGGACCGGGAGCACGCUGCACGCUUCCUCCAGGCCUUCGCAGACAUCCAAGGCAAUGAAAACUCUCUGCUCACCCUGCUCUUCAUCUAUGACCCCUUCCAAGCUCAGCAGGUCAGCCAAAAUGACAUCUUCGUCCAAGUCAAGAGCCAGAUCUCGGAGUACGAACGCAAGCACCACAACAUCAAGAUCCCCUGGAUCAGUGUGAAGACCGAUGCUCCUUCUCAGAUCCGCCUUAUGGACAUCAUAUCCAAGAAGCACCCGGUGGACACCCUGUUUUUCCUGGCAGGUGUCGGUAGCCACGUCAGCGCGGAAUUCCUCAACCGUUGCCGCAUGAACACCAUCAACAACUGGCAGGUCUUCUUCCCCAUUCACUUCCAGGGUUACAACCCCGAGGUGUCUGAGCACGGCCAACAGUCUCCUUCGGGAACUCUAGAACUCGUACGGGACGCAGGCCGCUUUGACCGGGAUGUCUUUGAGGAAGCUUGUUUCUACAACGCCGACUACAUGGCGGCCAGGACAAAAAUGACUGCCGAUGCUCAAGAGAACGAGGAAAUCUUGGAGAUGAUAGAUAUUUAUGAGAUGUUUAUUCGCUACUCUGGGCUCCAUGUUUUCCGGGCUGUGGAGCCAGCCCUCCUCCAGCCAUACCGUACAAGAGCUUGUAACCCACGUCUCAGUGAGGAAAUCUACCACCGGUGCGUGCAGAGCAAUCUGGAAGGACUGGGCUCUCGCUCCCAGCUGGCCAUGCUGUUAUUCGAGCAGGAACAGGGGAACAGCACCUGACCACAAUGUUAAGGGCCACGCCUCAGACCGAGUGCGGUCAUGGGGCGAUCGAGACCCUCGGACUGUUGUAACCUUUCCAGGACACUGAAACAGGUGCCAGGAACGAAGCCUUGGCGGCACCUCCCAUAAUUACAGGUCAAGGUCUACAGCCUUGGCGAUGAGACUGACAUACAAACUGACGUGUGGUUGGACGCGAGGGGGCCUCCCCCUUCAAUAAUGGACCUCUGUGUUUUGUGCUCUCUGCACCCACUUUGCCAUCACUGCUGCUUCUACUACCUGCUUGGAAACUGAAGGACUCAUUACCCAGCGGUACGAGCACCUGUCUUUUUAGAAACUCCCGAAAAAAAACACUUGAAUACAAAAAAAAAAUACAAAAUUUUUUCCUAUCUUUGUGAACCCUUUAAUUUAUGUCUGUGGUCUGUUGGUUUUAUAAUAUUUUUACUUUGGACUCUCAGAAGGCUUUCAUGUUGUCCUGUCCCAUUGGGCGUUCCCCCCCCCCCCCCCUUCCCCUCCGUUCUCUUUGGCCCAUCCCCCACACACCAUCACUCUGUACUGUGUAGAUGUGUGUAAUCCUCCUCUUGCUCAGUCAGCAUCGAAAGUUGAUGUGUAUGCAGGAAAAGCUGCAGGUGUCAUCUGAGGGCUAAUAAUCCACCCCAAAUGGCGUUUUGCAUCAUUGUUUAACGUUUUCAAGAUCUCUGCUUGCUGUCGGUGAAUGAAGCCAUUCUUGCUUACAUCCAGAGACUGCACGCCUGUCCUGAUUUCGUCCGGGUCCUGCACAGUUUCAGCAAAUAAAGCUAUUUAUUCCAAUACUUUCUGAAAACUGAAGAACAGACAGAAUCUCUGCUUGCUGUCAUUCUAUCAGAGCUUUCAUUCUUCCACGGGAUAUAAAUCUGUCCUAGUCAUGUGACGCCCCAUUCUUGUUCGGGUAUGUUCACAUGGAGGUUUUUAUCACAUGGAUUUGGAAUACGUUCAGAAAUCCACAUGGAAUUCACUUAAAAUCCGUCUCCCAUGGCUUCCAAAUCGGCGUGUCUUUCAGUUAUCGGAGCGGUUAUGUAAUGAGCCGUGCACCCAAUCAUGUACCCCCUGAAAGUAAAUCUUGAAGGUUUAUGUUAAAUGACAGCAAGCAGAGAUCUUGAAAACCAUAGCAAAUUGAUACUUUCUGUAUAGCAAACGGUUAUGUCAUUCUACAAGGCAUAAUGGUUGCAUGUAAUUCCCUUUUCAGUGUGUCAUUCACUGACUGCAAACAUUGAUCUUAAAAGGGCACAAAGCCUAUUAGAAAUCUGCAACGUUGUUGUUGUUUUUGUUUUUUGCAUCAAACAGAAAAAGCUUAUAAAAUAAAGCUCUGAUUUGAUGUUUUUUUUUUUUUUUUUAAUAUCGGAGGGAAUUGCUGCUGCAUGGAAGUUCCUCACUGAAGCCAAUGAGGAGCUGUUUGUGGCAGCCUGUACCCCGAGACUGGUACAUCAGACUAUUUCCUGCUCUAAACCAGAGCUUCCCCUUUAAGACCCGGGACUACCCUCCUGCAUUUCUAGAACUUGAACGUUGUAGCUCUGUACUGAUUUCGCACUGGGGACGGAUGAGGCGCGGGGCAGCGAUCAUUCCGAAGACUUUAUAGAUUUCUUUAUAGACACCCCAGGCUCCUCCUUGAAAGCAAUCAUUUUUAUAUUAUAAAUCUAUUUAAUAUUUGGGGGGUUUGUCAUUGAUUUUAAAUAUUACUACUUUAAUAAAAAUGCAACAAAAA